UGCUAGUUUCCUGAAAAUUAUAGUUUAGAUGCAUUGCAUUAAGGUUGGGGUAUUAUGAUUGUCUCCACCAAAUCGAGAACAUGAGAGGGUGGGAAAAUGGCGUUUGCUUCAAACUCGGUUCUGAAAACGCUGAGGCUGAAGAAUCCAAAGCUGGUGCUUUUGGAAUCAUGCAGCAACCUGAUCGACCUCACAAUCAUCCACGCCCACAUGCUCCGAACCCACUUCUUCUUCGAUGUCUUUGCGGUCAGUCGCCUCAUCGCUCUCUGCACAGACUCCAACAAGAACCUUCUCCACUACGCCAUAAGGCUAUUCCCCCAAAUCGAAAACCCCAAUCUAUUCAUCUUGAACGCCCUCAUACGAGGUUGUUCCACCAGCGAUGACCCCGCUGCUUCCUUUCGCUAUUACAUCCAAUCGCAACGCAUUGGUCUCUUGCCUGAUAACAUCACUUACCCAUUUCUGGUUAAGGCUUGUGCUCAACUUGAGAAUGCUGUUAUGGGCACGCAAGCACAUGGUCAAAUCAUAAAGCAUGGAUUUGAACGCGAUUGCUAUGCCCAGAACUCCCUCGUUCAUAUGUAUGCCACUGUUGAGGAUUCAAAGUCUGCAAGAUGCGUUUUUGAAGAGAUUUCUGGGUUUGAUGUGGUGUCUUGGACUUCCAUGAUUGCUGGGUACCAUAAAGGGGGGGAUGUUGAGUCUGCACGCGAACUGUUUGAUAUAAUGCCGGAGAGAAAUUUGGUGACUUGGAGCACUAUGAUUAGUGGGUAUGCCCGAAACAAUAGGUAUGAUAAGGCUGUUGAGCUGUUUCGUGUUCUUCGGAGUGAAGGGGUGGUGGCUAAUGAGCCUGUCAUGGUGGGGGUGAUAUCCGCUUGUGCUCAUCUGGGUGCUCUUGCUAUGGGGAAGGAAGCUCAUGAGUAUGUGAUUAUGAAUGGCUUGUCUUUGAAUCUGAUUCUUGGGACAGCUCUUGUUGACAUGUAUGCGAGAUGUGGAAACAUUGCGAAAGCUAUUCGGGUCUUUGAGCAGUUGGCCGAGAAGGACGCACUUUGUUGGACAGCUUUGAUUGCUGGACUAGCCAUGCACGGCCAUGCAGAGAAAGCGCUUUGGUAUUUUUCGGAAAUGGUGAAAUCCGGGCUAGUUCCGUGGGACAUUACAUUUACGGCGGUGUUGACAGCUUGCAGCCAUGGAGGAUUGGUAGAUAGAGGCCUAGAAAUAUUUGAGAGCAUGAAACAUGAUCAUGGAAUUGAGCCAAGAUUGGAGCAUUAUGGAUGUAUGGUUGACCUACUUGGCCGUGCAGGGAAGUUGGCGGAGGCGGAGAAAUUUGUUCUUGAAAUGCCCAUAAAGCCGAAUGCUCCGAUAUGGGGAGCAUUGCUAGGAGCUUGCCGGAUUCACAGAAAUGCAGAGGUUGGGGAGAGAGUUGGAAAGAUUUUGAUAGAGAUGCAACCAGAACACAGUGGUUACUAUGUGCUGCUUUCAAACAUAUAUGCUCGCACAAACAAGUGGAGAGAUGUUACCAUUAUGAGAGAAAUCAUGAAGGAAAAAGGAGUAAGAAAGCCUCCUGGGUAUAGUCUCAUUGAGGUAGAUGGAAAAGUUCAUGAAUUUACAAUUGGAGAUAAAUCACACCCAGAAAUCGAGAAAAUAGAGAGAAUAUGGGAAGAUAUACUGCAAAAAAUAAGGCUGGCAGGAUACAUUGGAAAUACUGAUGAAGCUUUGUUUGACAUAGAUGAGGAAGAAAAGGAAGAUGCACUUAACAGGCAUAGUGAGAAGCUGGCAAUUGCAUAUGGAAUUAUGAAGAUUCGAGCUCCUUCACCGAUUCGGAUUGUGAAAAACUUGCGGGUCUGUGAAGAUUGUCACACUGCUACAAAGUUGAUUUCAAAGGUUUUCCAAGUAGAGUUGAUUGUGAGAGAUCGAAACCGAUUCCAUCACUUUAAAGAAGGCACGUGUUCUUGUAUGGAUUACUGGUGAUGAACUAUAUAACUGUCUUCAUAUAAAAAAUGUUCGUGAACUCUAUUAAAAAA
This is a messenger RNA of Arachis stenosperma, 2009 nucleotides long. Its product is annotated as pentatricopeptide repeat-containing protein At5g06540. The coding region runs from base 97 to 1956 and encodes 619 amino acids. The record is from RefSeq and is a predicted model, not a curated record. Gene Ontology annotation, molecular function: RNA binding; zinc ion binding; protein binding. NCBI's taxonomy places the organism in Eukaryota, Viridiplantae, Streptophyta, Magnoliopsida, Fabales, Fabaceae. The transcript has a single exon. Gene Ontology annotation, biological process: RNA modification.